Messenger RNA from Dermochelys coriacea (leatherback sea turtle), 3201 nucleotides. RefSeq names its product THAP domain containing 11 (gene THAP11). The coding region runs from base 162 to 863 and encodes 233 amino acids. NCBI's taxonomy places the organism in Eukaryota, Metazoa, Chordata, Testudines, Dermochelyidae. Gene Ontology annotation, cellular component: nucleoplasm. Gene Ontology annotation, molecular function: RNA polymerase II cis-regulatory region sequence-specific DNA binding. The transcript has a single exon. Gene Ontology annotation, biological process: regulation of transcription by RNA polymerase II. The record is from RefSeq and is a predicted model, not a curated record.
CUGUGGGGCGGGCAGUCCGGCGCCGUGUAGGCGCGCUGCACUGUGGGGCGGGUAGUUCCGGUUCCGCGGUGGCGGGCGGCGCUGGGGCGGCGGGCGCGGCGGCCUUGUGGGAGCUGUAGUCCCUCCCGGGGCGCUCUCGGCCGCGGCCGGCCGGCGGGGCUAUGCCGGGCUUCACGUGCUGCGUGCCGGGCUGCUACAACAACUCGCACCGCGACAAGGCGCUGCACUUCUACACCUUCCCCAAGGACCCCGAGCUGCGGCGCCUCUGGCUCAAGAACGUGUCGCGCGCCGGCGUCAGCGGCUGCUUCAGCACCUUCCAGCCCACCACGGGCCACCGCGUGUGCAGCGAGCACUUCCCGGGCGGCCGCAAGUCCUACCUGGUGCGCGUGCCCACCAUCUUCCCGCUGCGCGGCGUCAACGAGCGCAAGGGGGCCCGCGCCCGCCGCGCCCGCCCCGCCCCGGCGCCCGCCGCGCCCGCGCUGCUCUUGGCCCUGCCCGCGGAGCCGCAGCCUGGCCCGGCCCCGCCCGGCCCCGAGGACGUGAAGCCCAUCGACCUGACGGUGCAGGUGGAGCUCGGCGGGCCUGAGGCGCCGGCGCGGCUGGCGGGCGAGGAGGGCGCGGCCGAGGGCGGCCCCGCGGACCACUCGUACUCGCUGUCGUCGGGCACCACGGCCGAGGAGCUGCUGCGCAAGCUGAACGAGCAGCGGGACAUCAUCGCCCUGCUGCAGGUGAAGAUGAAGGAAAUGAAGGGCAGCAUCCGCCGCCUGCGCCUGGCCGAGGCCCAGCUCCGCGAGGAGAUCCGCGAGAAGGACCGGCUGCUGCACGCCGCCAGCGCCGGGGCCCGCAAGCGCCCCGGCCUCUGAGAGCCCGAGAUCCUCGGCCUGUGGGGUCCUGGCAGCCCAGCCCCUGAGCUGCCCUGCCCAGCCUGCUGCCCACGGCCCCAGUGCCCGCCCACGGGCAAGCCCACGCAGCCUGGGCAGGGUCACACAGGGAUAAACUCAUUGACUGCCAACCUCUUCCUGGGAGCCAUCGCCAGGGCUCCGUUCUCUCCAUCCUGGCUGUGCCAGCUCCACCAACCUAAGCACCACUGGGUACUGGAGUGGGGAGGGGACACUGGCUGCCCACUGCAUUUCCAGCCCCAUGUCCUGGUGGGUGUCAGUGACACCAUGCUUCGAAUGUAGGUGGGAGCCAGUUCCCUCUCGGCGCUAGGUCUCCCAGUGCUGCUGGUUCAGGAGGAGCUGUCCCUGUGUUGUGACAGCAUUUGCAAAACUUUUCUUGAAGGGACCCAUGUUACCACUAAGUGGAUGUAGGGCGAUGAGCGUCAGCAACCGAACAAAACUUGGUACAACAUUAAUUUGGAUAGCAGUCAUGCUACUGCCUGCCAAAGCAUGUUUGUUUAAAACCAUGACUGGUGUGGUGUCCUUCAUAGGAGUGAAAACCAGUGUUCUGUUUGGCCUCCUUAAGCAAAGACAUGAGAGAGCCUUAGAAGCCUUGUCUGGCUGAUGUUUCUUCAGUAAAUUACUGAUGCCAUUAGAGACGGCCAUUUCACGUGUGAAAGAAUCCCUUCAAACUAAAGAGUGCUACUGUAUGGUGUAGUCAUUGCUUUCUCUUUUCAUUACACCUGUAGUUGUUACAGAUUUACAGAUGCCUUGAUGCUCUUGACAAUGACAAGGAUUAUUCUGAUCUGGUAUAAUGGCUUCAUACCUUAUUCGCAUUUAGUGGCUACGGUUUGUCUCAUUGGCUUAAACAUUUGACUCCUCAAAUAUAACUAACAGGCAUACUCGGCUUUAAAACCCUACCUUUUCCACAAAGACCUGGGUUGACAUUUUGGCUUAGAUCACAAGUGAAAUGAGUUUAGUCUCCAGUGACUCUGCAAAUCCUUGUUGCUUGCUUGUAAUCUACUUGGCACAACUAGUUUUGGAUUAUAUCCUGGCAUUGCUCCAGGAUUGAGGAGCAUUAUAACCCAUCAGUAUGGGAUUCUUGCACUGUCUCUGGAACUAGCCAGUGUUAGUCCCCACUUUUCAGGGACAAUAAAACAAAACUGUCCAGAAAAAUUGUGGGGGGAGAGAGGUGACACUACCACAGCUUGGAUUGAUCAUAUGCUUCCAGUAACUUUCAGAUUAUUAUUAGAAAGCCAGUGAAAUUGGUAACUCUGUGCUCCUGGGGGUCUGAUACACCUGAAUGGCUCCACCUUGGUGCUUAUAUUUAAUGCUUUGCAUUUGAACAGUGAUGUGCUUUAGGAAAGAACAAUUCACCAAAAGCGUGCCCUAUAACUACAUCAGAAAAUGCCCGGACUCUGUGUUUCAGCCAAGUUAGUAUGGAGGGGAAGCUAAAUUGAUUAACUACAGAUUUGGGAUUUUAAGAUCUUUCUCUUGUAAUUAGAAUAUAUUACACUCCAGAGUGGAUUGGGCUGCAGAUUUUACUAGAUUUUAUACACCUUUUCUAAAUGCACAAAUCAUCUUUAGUUGGGAAAUACUGAAAUUUUUGUAACACUGACUAACUUUUAGCUGGCCACCUGUCCAGUUCAGUCUGUCCCCUGAAUGCCAGUCUGGCAUUACUGAGUCUGAAGGGUGCACGGGUGAUUUACGGGAGUGGGCAUAUGCUCAGCUGCCAUUCAGUAUCCAGACAGCUAAGCUAGACUUCAGUAGGUGCAGCUGAUACUAUGAUGCGUGGGUCAGUUCUCCUUACUUGUUUAUUGACUCGGCUGGUUGACCAGGAAGAUGAGUGAUCUAGUCAUGUACUUAAAAUAUGUAUAAUUUCAUUUUUAAUUUAUUUUUCCAAUCUGAUACCUGGCUCAGACUGCAGUUACCUAAUGUGCAGGCUUCAGGGCAAGUCACAACUGCAUCAAGUUUUCAUGGGGGAAAGACUGGCAAACAUGCUUGCUACACUGUGUCGAGUUUAACUUGUGUAACAUGGUCAAUCAAUCUCACUUUGAUAGCUAUACUUCCAUCAAGACAAAAGGCAGCAUGUCUCUUUUUCUUGCAUAUUAUAAAUGAGACUAUUUGGGCCUCCUAGCUGCCUGAGAGUGUUUAGAAUGUGCGUGUUGUAAUAGUCAUGGUACUUUUCUACCAUAGUAAUGCACUUCAGGACGUUCAGCUAUUUGGAGUGCUGGACUGGUUAACUGCUGGACUGUUCCAUUUUUCCAGGUUACACUGAGGUGCUAACAUGCCUAAUUUUAAUAAAGUCUAUUUUGUUUUGUUA